Fusarium subglutinans is the source of this 1242-nucleotide messenger RNA. Its product is annotated as kinase-like domain protein. The record is from RefSeq and is a predicted model, not a curated record. Bases 1 to 1242 code for a protein of 413 amino acids. NCBI's taxonomy places the organism in Eukaryota, Fungi, Ascomycota, Sordariomycetes, Hypocreales, Nectriaceae. The transcript has a single exon.
AUGUCAUCUAAUUUGCAACCAUCAACACCGCCUCACCAUCCAAACUUUGGUGUGCGCAUGUCUAGCGAGAGCAUCGACCGUUUGGUGCGCCACGUAUUUCCCGACGCUACCCACAUAGAAGUAGAGGCUCUUCCUUCUUUGAAGUCCUUCAACAACCGAAUCUACUAUCUUAAAUGUCACAGAGACUCCCAGGCCGGUAAUGAUGUCGCACAUGUCGAUGAGCUUGUUCUCAAGAUCAAUGGUCGUGGUUUUGGAUCAGGGAAGGUUCAAAACGAGGUUUCUUGUCUCCGCCUGCUAGAGCACUUUUGCCCUGAGAUACCGGCACCUCGGGCGAUAGCUUGGUCUCAAGAUAGAUUGGGUAUCGACACCAAGGACGCGCAGCGCGGGGAGAUGAAGUUCAGCAAUGUGGACGAACCCCCGAACGGCUGGAUAUUGAUGACAAGAGUUCCGGGAGCGCCCAUCGACUUAUCUGCGCUCACCAAUGACGACAAGUUUCAUCUUGCGACACAGCUGGCAGAUUACGUUAAGAAUUGGCGGCAGAACGUCCCUCCUCAGAACUUUGCCGGAAACAUUUCCUUUCAUCAAAUGGACUGUCAGCCUGACAUCGAAAUCCCUAGCUCGAAUAGUACCCACGAAAUGCAGUUUCUCAUCAGAGGUAUGCUUGGAGAAGAGCUCCAUUGCCAAGAUGGUAUCGCUUCCAUUGCAGAGUAUUACAAACUGAGGCUACAGAACAAGAUGAAGACUUUAGAGACAAACGAGACAUUUGCACCAAACAGAGAUCUCACACAGUCUCUGGAGACAUUCAUACAGCAAGACCUCACUGCCGUCAGGGCCUUAAAUACCAAAGACGACUCGUUUGUAUUCACCCACUACGACCUGUCCCCACGAAACAUUCUCGUAUCUGGCCAGCCUCCUCAGAUCACUGGUAUCGUGGACUUUGAGUUCUCCGGCUUUUUUCCACCACUCGAUGAAUUCCUGAAUGACUGCAUCGCCAACAAUGGCGACUGGCCCAAAGAUAUGUACGAGACGUAUCUGAAGCGACUAGAGUGCAAUGGCAUACCAACACCUUUAGAAGGAAUCAAGAAAGAUCAUUGGGAACAGAUGGCAUUGCUGGAAGAAUUGGUUGAGAAGAUUGCUCCUUGGUGGUUACCCGGUGAAUUUCAGGGUGAAAAGCUGAAGCAAAAGUUGAAAGAGAUCAAGUCACGGGCUACGGAUAUAUUGAAGUACCUUGGUUCGCCUUGA